AUGGAACGCAGACACGGAUUGUUAGGGAUUUGCUCAGGUCCUGGCAGAACUAUGAUGUACAUAGUCUACAAUGACGAAUAUGCCGUUGCCUUCGAUAUUACGGACAUAAAAAUACUAAUGCAUGCGCUGGAAAUCAAUCCGCCUGCCAUGUUCAUGGAGAUGAUGGACGUUUUUAAGUGUAGAAAGAUGUUUAAAAGGAAGCUUCUUGCAAUAUUUACCACGCAAUAUCGCCAGCAUUGUGAUAUUUACAGGUGCCAUUACGACUUUUUGUCCAAAAGCAUAUUUUUUGGAAGAAAUUUGAAAGAAAAAAGGUACUGUUUUGAAGACUUUGAAAUUUUGGUUCUAGCUAUCCCGUGCUGUACCAAUGAUUCCUUCAGUUUUCUGAUAGAUGACUAUUUAAUUCUUGGAAGUGUAGUUUCCUAUCUGGGAUACGGUAAAUUUUAUAAAGGAACAACCGAAAAAUUGAAUUAUACGUUCAAAAAAUUCAGUACUAACGUGAAACCACACGUAAUAUGUUGUUAUGGACGUGAUUUUUCUCGGGCAGGCUACAGAUUUGCGUGUGAAUAUUUCGAAGUUCCUACCGAAUUUCGGAGCAAAAAAUUUCUUACGUUCGGCGAGGAACAAGUCUAUAACCCCUUUUUUAACUACAAGAAGCUUAUGGAUGAAGGUAAUAUAGAAAGUUUAAAUACACUGAUACACACUAGAAAUAGGCACAAACGUAUGUGA
Messenger RNA from Vavraia culicis subsp. floridensis, 726 nucleotides. RefSeq lists its product as uncharacterized. The record is from RefSeq and is a predicted model, not a curated record. Bases 1 to 726 code for a protein of 241 amino acids. NCBI's taxonomy places the organism in Eukaryota, Fungi, Microsporidia, Pleistophoridae. The transcript has a single exon.